Molecule: messenger RNA, 2443 nt
Organism: Zootermopsis nevadensis
Lineage: Eukaryota; Metazoa; Arthropoda; Insecta; Blattodea; Termopsidae
Gene: Naxe
Product: NAD(P)HX epimerase
Cellular component (GO): mitochondrion
Molecular function (GO): NAD(P)HX epimerase activity
Source: RefSeq, a predicted model, not a curated record
GGACCAGAAAUUUCACCAAAAUUAUGAGAAUGGAUACAAAUUAAAUUUUUUCCAAGCAUUUCUACCAGUGAUAAUUUUACAGUAUACCAUCACAUUUCAAAAAAGGAGUUUUACGUUGAUUACAUUAAAUAGUUGAUUGUCUUUUAAAGGGCUCGGAUGAUGCCGAGGAACUUCACAUCUGACGACCGUUAUCAAAAUUAUUGGGUAGGAUGAAUUAGGUAUAGUUGGUAUGAUCUUUGUGAGACAAUUAGGUGAAUAGUAGGUGGAUGUGUUACCGACUGAUCAACUAUACUCGCAUAGACGUUCAAUUUUUUAAGUUUCUGAUAUGUAAUCUGUGAAUCCGUGAUGAAUGGAUUAUCUUUGAACGCAAUCGAGACAUUUGUGCAGUACUUCCUAACAUAUGCUUCCGGAUAAGUGUUUGUGUCUGGUAUUGUUGGUACGAGUUUUGUACGACAAAAAAAGAUAAUGUUAAUAGUACAGGUGAAUGUUAUACCGAGUGAACGACAUAAUCGGUCAGACGUUCAAUUUGUCUUUAGUUAUCGUUGGUUUGAAGUUUUCAGUUUGUAAUCGGUGAUCUGAAAUGAAUGGAUAAUCUUUGAACGUAAUCAGUGUGUUGGUUAGUAACUUGUGGUUGCGGAUAAGUGUUUAUGUCCUGGAGUUAAUUGAAUUAGUUAUUUAACGUUAUUCGUGUUAUGCGAUUAUUGACAGCGUUUAGUAGGUUUGGAUUUUUCAAUAAUAUCAAACCCACUUUGCUGUAUAGGAGUUGUUUACACGCUAGGACCAUGGUCAAAUUUUUAGGGCAAAAGGAAGCCAUGAACAUCGAUAUAGAGUUGUUCAAUGAAUAUAAAUUUAGCGUGGACCAAUUAAUGGAGCUCGCGGGUCUAAGUUGUGCUGUGACUAUUGCAAAGUGUUACCCAUCUGAUCUAAAAGGUGACAACGUUCUUGUGAUUUGUGGGCCUGGAAAUAAUGGAGGUGAUGGGCUUGUUUGUGCUAGACAUCUGAAGUUGUUUGGAUAUUGCCCAUCUAUAUAUUAUCCAAAACGUACUGAGAAACCUAUAUAUCAAAAUUUGACUACACAGUGUCAGGCAAUGAGUAUACCAUUUUUGGAAGACAUACCAAAUGCAGAGGCAUUGAGCAAAAACUGUUCACUUAUAGUGGAUGCUUUAUUUGGAUUUAGUUUCAGGCCUCCUAUGAGGCCAGAAUUUGUUUCUGUUGUGGAUACAAUAAAGAAGAGUGGAGUCCCACUUUGCAGUGUUGACAUACCAAGUGGAUGGGAUGUAGAAGAUGGUCCUCCUGAAUGUGGAGGUCUUGAACCAGAUUUGCUUAUCUCUCUUACAGCUCCCAAGAAAUGUGCUGAAAAGUUCAGAGGAAGAUUCCACUAUCUUGGAGGACGUUUCGUUCCUCCUGCUUUGGAAAAAAAGUAUGGUCUUGAACUGCCUAAGUAUCCAGGUACAGAAGUUUGUGUGAAACUGUGAAUGGUACAUGCUGUGCAGAAGUGAAUAAUUAAUUAAUGCUUUUUGUAAAGAUGGUAGUAAUAUGUACUACACUGCAUACAUUGUUUCGUGCAAUGGAAUGCUUCAGAAAACUGUGGUUAUAUUGCAUUAUGAAAUUAAAGAUUUAAAAUGCUGUAAUUUGUAAGUUUCAGGAGUCAUUAAUUUUAAUGGGUGCUUGAAUCUUGCUUCUAAAAUGAUAGUUGUAUUGGCAUUGAAGGUUGUGUUUUGAAUUAAUGUGUCUUUACUGUGUAUGGUGUGAUCCAUUAGUGAAUUAAUUAAUUUUAACGUGCAUUACUUUAUGUUACACCGAGUUUGAUGUGAUCACUGUCAGUUAUAGAGAAUGGAGUGAGAGAAUUUUUAAGUAAUUUCACAGAUUAAUGUUUAAUGCUUAUUUAUUUAAUACCCGAAAAACAGUUUGGCACUAAAAUGAUAUGUAUGUUAUAUAGUAAUGUCAACGGAGUUUAACAAACAUAAUUUAUGCAUAUGUUUUAUCAUUAUCGCAUUUUAUAAAGAAAAUUCUCAAGAACAGUGUCACCUAGUACAGUUCCAGUUAUGUAUAGCUAAUAUUUUCAUGUUUGGUAAGAACUGGCUCUAGGAUUAUCAGUGUGUGGAAAUACUGAACUGUCAUCAUCAUUACAAAGUAUAACAUAGGGUAAUAAAUAAUAAGUAAAAUGUCAAAUAUAAAGAGGUGUGUUAGGUACUCUAUAUGGUUCAAUUUGUUUAAUUACACUUUCUUAAUCACCUAGGAUGUAUGGUGGUGAAUGGACGGAUGGCCAAGAGUGUUGAAUUGGGAAACAAGUAGCCUUGUCCAGUUUUUCAUGAUGUAAACAGUGUACAAUACUGAAUGAUCUGUAAAUCAUGACCCAAGUGUCAGAGUGCUUGUUCUGUUUGUAUCUUGUCUUUAGGCACAUCACGAAAUUGAAGGGCAAUUAAAAGGUGGCUGUCUUCUG